Aureobasidium namibiae CBS 147.97 is the source of this 1314-nucleotide messenger RNA. Its product is annotated as DnaJ-domain-containing protein. The record is from RefSeq and is a predicted model, not a curated record. Gene Ontology annotation, cellular component: cytosol. Gene Ontology annotation, biological process: regulation of translational fidelity; 'de novo' cotranslational protein folding. Gene Ontology annotation, molecular function: Hsp70 protein binding; ribosome binding. The coding region runs from base 1 to 1314 and encodes 437 amino acids. Lineage: Eukaryota; Fungi; Ascomycota; Dothideomycetes; Dothideales; Saccotheciaceae. The transcript has 3 exons.
AUGUCUGUAUCUCAGAUCAACAAGGCUCUGCCUACCCUCCCUGCCGGUUGGUCCGCCGACAAGGACUUCAAGGCUGUCGGCAAGCUCUCUGCUGCCGCUCGCCGCAACGUCGAGCCCGUCGGCCCUUACUUCCUGGCACACGCCCGCAGAACUCGCCACAAGCGUACUUUCUCCGAGGAUGACCGCAUCCGCGCCCAGGAGAACGUCAAGAAGGUCGAGGACGAGGAUGCCGGUUACAUCAGUGAGCCCGAGGACCCUCAGAUGCUUGCCCGUGAGGCCAAGGACUGGAAGAGCCAGGAUCACUACGCCGUUCUCGGCAUAACAAAGUACCGCUGGAAGGCCACCGAGGAGCAAAUCAAGAAGGCCCACCGCCGCAAGGUCCUCAAGCACCACCCCGACAAGCGCGCCGCCGCCGGCGGCAACGAAGACGACAACUUCUUCAAGUGCAUCCAGCGCGCCCACGAGAUCCUCAGCGACCCCGUCAAGCGCCGCCAAUUCGACUCUGUCGAUGAGGCCGCCGAGGUCGAGCCCCCAACCAAGAAGCAAACCCAAAAGGGCAACUUCUACAAACUGUGGAGCAACGUCUUCAAGGCCGAGGGCCGCUUCAGCAAGACCCAGCCCGUCCCCAAGCUCGGCGAUGAGAACAGCACCCGCGAGCACGUCGAGAACUUCUACAACUUCUGGUACAACUUUGACUCGUGGAGGACUUUCGAGUACCUCGAUGAGGACGUCCCUGAUGACAAUGAGAACCGUGAUCAGAAGCGUCAUGUGGAGCGCAAGAACAACAACGCCCGCAAGAAGAGAAAGGCCGAGGAUAACCAGCGUCUGCGCCAGAUGGUCGACGAGUGUCUAGGACUCGACGAGCGCAUCAAGAAGUUCAAGAAGGAAGAGCACGCCCAGAAGAACAAGAAGCGUCUCGAAAGAGAGGCCGAGGCCACCAGACUCGCCGAAGAGGCCGCAAAGGCCAAGGAAGAGGAGGCUCGUCUCGCAAAGGAGAAGGAGGAGGCUGAGAAGGCAUCCAAGGCCGACUCGAAGAAGGCAAAGGAGGCUGCCAAGAACGCCGCAAAGAAGAACAAGCGUGUCGUUCGUGGUGCCGUCAAGGAUGGCAACUACUUUGCCGAUGGCGAGGCCAGCCCCGCUCAGAUCGACCAGGCACUCAACGAUGUUGAUGCUUUGAUCGCCAAGCUCGAGGUUGACGACCUUGCUACCUUCAAGAGCAAGCUUGACGGUAAGACUGAUGCCAAGGAGAUCAAGACUCUGUUCUCCGAGGAGGCUUCUCGCCUCGGCAUGACCGACCUCAAGUCUUUGGCUUAG